AUGGCCUUCGCUCUACGCUUGGUCUUCCUCCUCUGUGCGAUUUGUGGACUUUUCACUAAAGUCUCGUCUCUCCAUAAGGAAGAAGUGAAAGACAAUAACUGUCCCAAAGGAUGGACUCGCUUGGACUGUCACUGUUACAUCUACCAACGAAAUCCGAGGAUGCUUGCAGAUGCAGAGAGCAUCUGCAAUAUUCUUGGUGGAAAUGUAAUGUCCAUUCACAAUUCCCUGGAAAACGUGUUUGUUCACGAACUGUUUAAAAGGGAAGCAGCUUUAAAUGACACCGCUGUCUGGACCGGACUCCAUGAUACGCUUGAGAACAAUGAAUUCUUAUGGAUUGAUGGCGUAGAAUUUGAUUUCAGCGCAUUUGAUACGGCUAACGGCGAGCCUAAUGCCACCGCUAGUGGUUGUGUAUCGUUGGCUCUGGAUGAUGGACUCUGGGACACUGAAGACUGCUCAACGGAAUAUCCGUAUAUUUGCCUCAUGGAUGUUAUGGAUCAUUCACACUAA
This is a messenger RNA of Nerophis lumbriciformis (worm pipefish), 507 nucleotides long. NCBI's taxonomy places the organism in Eukaryota, Metazoa, Chordata, Actinopteri, Syngnathiformes, Syngnathidae. The record is from RefSeq and is a predicted model, not a curated record.